AUGUGGACUCCUAGAAUCUACCCACUGCACUUUCGUCCAGGAGGGGGCGGUAACGCACCUCUGAGGUCAUUUGCCAACUACAAAUUGAAGAAGAAGAAUGGGCUGAACUGUGGACAGCAGAGUCUUCUUUCAGUUUCAGUGUCUCUGGCACAGGCGUUGUCCUCAGAGGGCUUCCUGUGUCUCUGCUUCACAUGCAAAGGUUUGAACCUGAGUUACAGAGUGAGGCUUACUGUGCUUUGUCGGUCCAUGGGAAGCCGCGCUGCUGCAGCUUUAGCCUGAAAGCUGAGGGAUGAAUCGGAGGAUGCAGUGCAGGGUGUCAUCUGCUUGUCGUUCCCCCUGCACCCACCAGCAUAGACACACUCCCAUCAGCAGCGGAGUGACGAUCUCAGGGGGCUGCCUGAAAAUGCUCCCAUGCUGUUUGUGUCAGGCAGCGAGGACAAUGUGUGACAGGGUUCUUUUCGAAGGGACAAUAAAGCAAAUGAAAGUGGAGGUCUUCUGGAUAGAAGGAGGCAGCCAUGGACUGACUGUGAAAGGAAGGUCUGAGGAGUCGGUGUUAGAUGAUGUGAACCUACAGGUCAUCACCUGGAUGAACAAGCGAGGAGCAUAGAUAUAUAUGUGUUGCAAGAUUGUUUUGGUUUUUUUUGUUGUAAUUAAUAAAGGAUUUUUUUUAACUUUUUUUCACAAAAUA
Acanthopagrus latus (yellowfin seabream) is the source of this 688-nucleotide messenger RNA. RefSeq names its product testis expressed 30 (gene tex30). The transcript is spliced from 4 exons. NCBI's taxonomy places the organism in Eukaryota, Metazoa, Chordata, Actinopteri, Spariformes, Sparidae. The record is from RefSeq and is a predicted model, not a curated record.